Syzygium oleosum is the source of this 1608-nucleotide messenger RNA. RefSeq names its product cytochrome P450 716B2-like. Gene Ontology annotation, biological process: sterol metabolic process. Bases 918 to 1529 code for a protein of 203 amino acids. The transcript has 2 exons. NCBI's taxonomy places the organism in Eukaryota, Viridiplantae, Streptophyta, Magnoliopsida, Myrtales, Myrtaceae. Gene Ontology annotation, molecular function: oxidoreductase activity, acting on paired donors, with incorporation or reduction of molecular oxygen; iron ion binding; heme binding. The record is from RefSeq and is a predicted model, not a curated record.
AUAGGAACUACUGUUCCAGCUUUUGCCACUAAUAAGAUUUCUUCACUUAUUAGCCUAUGGAUUAGCUUUCCUUUCCUUCCUGGUUAAUCAAGACUUCAGUUGGAAUAAUUUUCAAUUUUUCACUGCAUUUUCCUAGAAUCCCUCCUCCAGUCCCAUCUCAUUUUCUUUGCAUUCUUCUUCUUCUCUUGCCCUCUUUCUUGUUUUAUUAUAGGGGAUGAUGCAAUUUUGCUGGAUUUUUCCUUGAUGGUUUUUUUUCCUGGAAUUUUUUAAGAAAUACAAAUACAAUUUUCGAAACUAGAUUUUGUUACUCUUCUGUUGAAUUAAUUUGGUGACUGAAACAAAUACAAAGUAAUACACAUCCGGGUCAACUCCAGUUUUUGAAAUCGGCAGAAUCUGAUGCUAUUUGUUUUAUCUCAACCGCAAUUUCCAGUAAGGCACCUAAUGACACUGUAUAAAUCGGCAGCAUCUUAUUAUUUAAUAGGAUUUGUAUAAAAAUUGAUGCGUUUUCUACAUGGUAAUCUUCAUCCCUCGUUCCUGAAAGAAUCUACCACCUAAAAUACAAGUUCAGAAACUGACAAAAAUAGAGCUAAAUAUAACUCUCUUGCUUUCCCCUCAUCCCACACCCACAACAAUGAACAUUUUGAUCCCUCUUCUUCUCUUUCUUCUACCAGUUCUCUUUCCGUUAGCAGGAGAAGAAGAGGAUCAUCAAGAAAGCUACCUCCGGGAUCACUGGGAAUCCCAUAAUUGGCCGAAGCAUUGGCAUGCUCCGAGCCAUGAGGACAAACACGGGAGAAAAAUGGCCUUAAGAAAGAGUGAGGAAGUAUGGACCAAUCUCGAAGCUCACUCUCUUCGGUAAACCGACGGUGUUCAUUCUUGGACAAGCAGCAAACAAGUUUGUAUUCUACGGAGACAGCAGCAUGCUUGCCAACAAGAAACCAUCAUCCAUCCGCGCGAUUCUAAGGGACCGCAAUCUGAUGGAACUCAGUGGCCAAGAUCACAAACGCGUGAGGGACUCUCUCAUGUCGUUCUUGAGACCAGAAUCCCUGAAGCAGUAUGUGGGGAAAAUAGAUGAAGAAGUAAGAAAGCACAUCGAGUUGCACUGGCAGGACAUGGAAAAAGUUGCGAGCCGAUCUAGAGAAAUUCUUGCAAUGCUUUCAAGAAAUGAUAGAGGGAAUGUGAUCAAUACCAGUAAAGCUGCCGUUCACGCGCUAUAUUGGAGCCUCUGUGCAAGCUCCAGCGUCCAAGAUUUGUUGAAGGAAUUUGUACAAGAGAAGAAGGUGAAACUAGAGCAGCACACUGCAACUCCUCCUCAAGACUUGAUCACGUGCUUGUUAAGUAAGCACAACGAAGAAAACGAACGAGUUGUGACUGACAAGGAAAUUCUGCACAAUAUCAUGCUUGUCAUGGUUGCUGGACAUGAUACCUCGUCUGUCCUUGUAACUUUUAUGCUGUGUCUUCUGUCUAAAAAUCCUGCUGUUUAUGAAGCAGUUCUUCAAGGUACACGUUCUCUAUUUCCGGCAUCUUUUUAGAUUUGUUGAAUCCGCGAAGAGAUUCCUGCAGCCCAAAGGAAGGCAAAUAAAACAAAACGAAGAAGAAUUUGUUCAAACU